CUCUCAGAACCUCAGACUCUCAUUAGACUCUCAGAACCACAGACCCUUAGACUCUCGGGAACUCUCGGAUCCUUCCGACUCUCAGAACCUCAGAGCCUCUGGAUUUUUAUAAAAGUCUCCGAGUCUGUCUCAGGAGCCCAGGAUGGGGAAGGGGGAAGGGCGCAGACAGAGACCAGGCAGCCAAUCAGGAGGGCGAGGAGGAGGGCGGGGCCUGGCCCUUCCCUACUUCCUGUCUGACAGGAAGUGCUCAAGCCUCGGGAUCAUCAGGCACAUGUCUGACCGAGAGCUGCUCGAGGGGCGCGACAUGGCCCCUCAGAGUACCAGCUGCUUCACAAAGGCCCAGGCCACCUCAUCUCUCAAGAAAAAAUACUUCUAUUCCCAGCUGUUCCUGUUUCUGCUUUUGCAACUGUUGUUUACCCUGAGCCUUCUCUCAUACUGGUACCUGUCACCUUGGUCUGUGCAGAAACCUUGCCUCCCUGUGCAAGUAGCACCAUCUGACACCCCUGUGCUCAUCGUCCUGCUAUGGACAUGGCCUUUUAAUCAGCAAGUAUCCAUUCAAGGGCUCCACUGCGUGGGCCCCUGGACCAAGGAGGCAAACUGCCGAAUCACAUUGAACCAUAGCUGGUAUAAGAGGGCCCAUGCAGUCAUCAUCCACCACCCCAAUGUGGGUAGAAGGCCCUCCGAGCAGCUGCCUUCUGAACCACGGCCAGCUCCAGCUGGCCAGCGAUGGAUCUGGUUCAGCCUUGAGUCACCUAGCCAUUUGAAUAACCUGGCUGCUAUGGAUGGCCUCUUCAACCUGACCAUGACCUACCACAGUGACUCAGACAUCUUCACCCCUUAUGGGUGGCUCAAACCACGGCAGGAACCGAAAAACAUUUCCUUCACUAGACCUCCCUAUCCCAAAACCAAGCUGGUGGCCUGGGUGGUGAGUAAUUGGAAGGAAGACUCCACACGGGUAAUAUAUUUCCGGAAGCUACAGCCCUAUCUGUCUGUGGAUGUCUAUGGGAAACAUCACAUGCCAUUACCAACCAAAACCCAGCAGUCUGUCCUUUCUAAGUACAAGUUCUACUUGGCUUUUGAGAACUCUGUGCACAAAGACUACAUCACAGAGAAGCUUUGGCACAAUGCCUUGGCAGCCUGGGCUGUCCCCAUAGUGUAUGGGCCACCAAAGUACAACUACGAGCUCUUCCUACCAUCUGACGCCUUUAUCCACGUGAGUGACUUUAAGAGCCCCAAGGAACUAGCCAUCUAUCUAAUGAAGAUGAAUAAGGAUGAGAAGCGUUACCUGGCAUACUUCCAAUGGCGGAAGCACCUGGAGGUGGUAACCAGGUCUGGCUGGCACCAGGAAUUCUGUAAGGCUUGCCGGAUUCUACAGGAGCCACCCACCUACAGGACUCUGCCAAUGCUGUCCAAAUGGUUCUUCUGAGGUGCAUCCCUCCCCAUCCAUAACCCUUGGCUCUUCUAGUGACAGUGAGUUAGUUGCAUGUUCAAAAGGGGGGUGCUGGGGUAUUGCCUUGCUAGUGGCCUUUUUUCCCGCUGGAUGUCGUUAGUGAUAACUCUCACUAGUGACAUCCUUUUGUGAUGUCCUUCCACUGGCGAUGUUUGGUCACAUUCCCCACUAGUGACCAUCACAGUGAUGUCUCCCGCUCAUGACCUUCAGUGGCAUGUCUCAGUAGUGACCUUUGGUGAUCUUUCCAUCUGAUGACAUCUCUUACUAAUGACCUUUGGCAGUGUCUCCCUCUGAAGACAUGUGGUUAUAGCCAACACUAGUGACCUGAGAUUCUCCCACCCAUGACUUACAGAGACAUCAAAAGUGACUUCUCCUGAAGUUUUCCGCUAGUGACCUUGUCCACUGGUAACCCCAAGAGAGCAAUACAGAUUUUCAGUAACAUCCACUAUUGGUCAGUCCUCUGCUGAUGACUUUUAAAGACAUCCCCUACAAUAAUGUUUGCUGACCCCUCCCCUAGCAUCCUGAUAUUCUGUCUGAUAUCCUGUGGACACAGUUCCCGACUUCCCUUUUGUGUUCCUGGUACUGAGCAAGAGCUCAGUGAAUGUUUGUUGAUGAGGAUACAGAUGCGGAUGGUCAGAGUGAGGCCCAGGGAGGAUCCCCAGGGCUGUCUGGGCAGCCUGAUGAGAGGAGCUGAUGGUUCAGGUCUUGCUCUGUCUGCUUCUUGGGAUGAGGUCCCAUAAAAGCCAGUAAAUAGAACGUGUCUUAGAACACAAAAUGUGCCAUUGGAAUGACCUUAGAGACUAUCUAAUCAAACCAGUCUUCCCCCCAUAUACACACAUACACAUAACCCGCCCAUGUAAACACAGGAAAAUUGAGACCCACAAAGGGGAAGGGACUUGACAGAGGUGCACUCAAGAGAUCAAGGGCUGAUCCUAGACUAGAACCCAGUUUCCUGGCUUCUAGCCUAGGCUUCUUCCCAUGGCACUCCCUCUCCCAAUAAGGCCUCGAUGACACGAAGUCAAGCAGAUACCCUGAAUAUCAGAGUUGGGAUGCAGAAAGGCUAGAACAGAGGUGGAAAACUCAGGUAGAAAGAGAUGCAGCCCUGUAUCGACUUCUGUUGUUGAUCAGUCAUUCAGUCAUGUCUGGCUCUUUGUGACCCCAUGGAGCGUGCCAGGCCCUUCUAUCCUCCACUGUCUCUCAAAGUCUUUCCAAGUUCAUGUUUGUCGUUCACAUGACAGUAUCUAGCCAUCUCAUCCUCUGCCGUUCCCUUUUCCUUCUGCCUUCGAUCUUUUCCAACAUCAGGGUCUUCUCCAGUGAGUCCUAUUUUUUCCAUUAUGUGG
This is a messenger RNA of Phascolarctos cinereus (koala), 2790 nucleotides long. NCBI's taxonomy places the organism in Eukaryota, Metazoa, Chordata, Mammalia, Diprotodontia, Phascolarctidae. The record is from RefSeq and is a predicted model, not a curated record.